Molecule: messenger RNA, 345 nt
Organism: Phytophthora nicotianae INRA-310
Lineage: Eukaryota; Oomycota; Peronosporomycetes; Peronosporales; Peronosporaceae
Exons: 1
Coding region: 1-345 (114 amino acids)
Molecular function (GO): protein dimerization activity
Source: RefSeq, a predicted model, not a curated record
AUGAAGUCCCUACUAGACGUUGAAGUUCCUUCAAAAGCAGACAAUUUAAGGACCGAGCAAAACGACAUUCACCAAGAAGCGAUAAACGCCUGGAUCAAAUGGAAAAAUCUCGCAGUGAGAUGGUCGUGUUCAGUCGAGGAUGGCAAGUAUAAUGCGCUGGACCUGUACCGUGAAGUUGAUGUCCUGGCCUGGUUUAGAGAUUAUGCAGAGCGCGAGCGUCCUGCUAUCGCAGCAUUGGCAAGGGUUUAUCUUCGGAAACCGUGGUCAACAGCAAUUCAAGAGCGAUUUUUCAGUCUUAGUGGGUAUGUGGUGAACCAAUUACGAACUCGUCUAGACGAAGAUUGA